Molecule: messenger RNA, 3150 nt
Organism: Echinops telfairi (small Madagascar hedgehog)
Lineage: Eukaryota; Metazoa; Chordata; Mammalia; Afrosoricida; Tenrecidae
Gene: DDX59
Product: DEAD-box helicase 59
Exons: 6
Coding region: 174-1868 (564 amino acids)
Molecular function (GO): RNA binding; RNA helicase activity; ATP binding
Source: RefSeq, a predicted model, not a curated record
UCGUUGUGCUUUAGAUGGCUCAUAGGUCACGUCGUUAUGGCUUCUCCAUUCCUUUGAGUGUCCAGGGACCCUAGACUGACUAGGAGCACCAUGUGGUAUUUUAUGGAAGUUGUGAAUUUGACUGAGGGUUAAGUAAGUCUCAUCGUACAAUUUCCUCAGCAGAAUUUUGAAAGAUGUUUAUUCCAAGAUCGCUCAAACUCAAGAGGGAUAAUAGCGAUGACGGCAAAGGCUGUGUGUCUAAGAAAAUAAAGCAAGAGGAAGAGCUUCAGUUGGGUGGAAGCAAAGAUUCUCCAGUUGAGACUUCACCUACAAAAGAAGAGGCAACCCCCAGUAGGCCCACCCCUGUGGCAGGCCUGCCCCGCAGUCCAGCUGAGCAGUUGGCUGGGGGCUGUUUGGUGGAAUCCGAGCAGAGUGGUGCAAAGGACACUGAUCUUCUUGAGGAACCUGUGAAGUCAUUUUCCAAAACACAGCGCUGGCCCCAACCCGGAGAGCCUGUCUGUGUUAUGUGUGGUCGCUAUGGAGAGUAUAUCUGUGAUAAGACCGACGAAGAUGUGUGCAGCCUGGAGUGUAAAGCAAAACACCUUCUACAAGUUAAGGGAAAGGAGGAGGAAGGGAAACCCAGCAGUUCCCCCAGAGCUGAUUCUGGUCCAGAACAUCCGCUUGGUGCUUUUUAUACCUACAAAGAGCACCCCUUUAUUGUGAACCUUCAGGAGGACCAGGUUGAACAUCUUAAGCAGCAGCUAGGAAUUGUCAUUCAAGGACAGGAAGUCCCCAGGCCCAUCGUGGAGUUUGAACACGGUGGCUUCCCUGAGGCUUUGAAUCACAACUUGAAGAAGGCAGGCUAUGAAGUUCCAACCCCCAUCCAAAUGCAGAUGAUUCCUGUUGGACUUCUGGGAAGAGACAUCCUGGCCAGCGCUGACACAGGCUCCGGCAAGACGGCUGCUUUUCUUCUUCCUGUUAUCCUGCGGGCUUUAGUCGAGGUUAUCAUAGCCACCCCUGGGCGUCUCCUGGAUAUAAUAAAACAGAGUUCUGUAGAUCUCUGCGGUGUAAAAAUCGUAGUGGUAGAUGAGGCUGAUACCAUGUUAAAGAUGGGCUUUCAACAACAGGUGCUUGACAUUUUGGAAAACAUUCCUACUGAUUGUCAGACCAUUUUGGUUUCAGCCACCAUUCCAACUAGCAUGGAGCAACUAGCAGGCCAGCUUCUGCAGAACCCUGUGAGAAUAACCGCGGGAGAAAAGAACCUGCCUUGCUCCAAUGUGCGCCAGAUUGUUUUAUGGAUAGAAGAACCCUCCAAAAAGAAAAAACUAUUUGAAAUCCUAAACGAUAAGAAGCUCUUUAAGCCUCCGGUGUUAGUCUUUGUGGACUGCAGACUCGGGGCAGACCUGUUGAGUGAGGCAGUUCAGAAAAUCACAGGCCUGAAAAGCAUAUCCAUACAUUCAGAGAAGCCUCAAGUCGAAAGGAAGAACAUCCUGAAGGGCCUGCUGGAAGGAGACUACGAAGUUGUAGUGAGCACAGGCGUCUUGGGGCGAGGCCUGGACUUGAUCAGCGUCAAGCUGGUUGUUAACUUCGAUAUGCCUUCCAGCAUGGAUGAGUACGUGCACCAGGUUGGAAGAGUGGGACGAUUAGGGCAAAGAGGAACGGCGAUUACCUUCAUCAAUAACAAUUCCAAAAGACUUUUCUGGGAUGUUGCAAAAAGGGUAAAGCCCACAGGAACCAUUCUCCCCCCGCAGUUACUAAACUCCCCUUACCUGCAUGACCAGAGGAGAAGAGAGCAGGAGAAAGCUAACCAGACCCAGAGCAGCCUGGUUACAGGAGCCGACCUCAUGGACAUCAUUAGAAAGCACGAUAGAAGUCAUUCUCAAAAGUGAUGUGUUGCACCCACCUUGAAACAGUCUUGAGUUUUAUUGCUAGCACAAUUUCUGUGUAUUGUUACUGUAUGACGUAGGAGUAAGUGGGAUAUGUACAGGAACUAGAAAACUUUGAAGCUAUCAUUUUCUUUAACAAAAUAGAAGACUUUUUUAGCAAUGUUAUAUUUAUUUCACUUCCUAAUUCUCAGAAAUUAAAAACAGCUUUAGAAAAUUCAUUGCUAAAUAGAAUGUUUUUCUCCUUUUGAAAAGAAGCCUUUAAAAAAAUGUUUUUGGUUUUUUUUCCUAGUAAGUAUUUCUUAGAGCUACUUUGAGAACCAGAAACCUCCACAGAAGAAGUCUGCCUCGGGGGUGGGGGUGGAAUUUUGUUUAAUGCCCCAUUGGCACUGGGAUUAUUGCUGAUUGAAAACAACUGAUAGAAAGCAGAAGAAAUGGUCAGAACUACUUGUAAAAGAUCAAUAUGAAAUAUGGUUGGGGGGGCGGCGGGGAUUGGGUUGUUUUCCCCUCAAAUUUUGUUAGUAUUUAAUAUGGACUGUGUGUCAAAUAAUAUCAACUCAUGUUACUGCUACUUUGCUGUUGUAGUUUUAGAUUCAGAUGACUUUGCUAAUUCAAGCACAGUUUUAAAUACUGGAAUGGAUCCGUAUCUGGCUUUGAUCCACCUUUACUUUCAUGUCUUGGAAAACAUGUCGCAUUAAAUUUGGGAACUUCAGAUAGUCAGCAGAUGUGGGCGCUUGAGCUUCAUUGCUCGGCAUCCUCCUCCAGGGAGCGAGAGGCUGGUGAAGGGCAGACCAGCAAUCUGACGGUGGUUUGUUUGGGUGGUCUUUACCCGAAGUGGGGGGUGAGGCCUGAGGUUUCCAAAGGGUGUCUGAACCGUAAGGACUCCAGCGUGGUGCCUGCCACAGGUUCGUUAUGAAGACUGAAGAUAGUAGUCGAGGGUCCCUCUACCCCCCUUGGUUUCUAUUGAGUGGAGAGUGUGUUUAGUUUCCAGCCAGCUAUUAAGGAGGCAGGGCCCUGUAGCCGAGGGCACAUUGGAGGCUGACAUUUUUUAUGCUCAGUUUAGGGGAUGAGCGGGGGGCAUGUGUAAAAGGUAGGAGGACGGGUACAAUUAAUUCGCUCUCUGUCCCACUAGGGAGGAGCCCCGGUGUAGUAGUGGUCAUGCAUUGGACUGCUCACCCUCAGGGUCAGCAGCCUCUUCCAGGGAGAACGGAUGGGGCUUUCUACUUCGGAGUUACAGUCUCUGAAACCCAUGGGGGCAGUUGCACCUUGUCCUGCGGGGUCACUGUGA